GUAGCAUUGCGAGUAGGGCAGCUGGAUCGCGAACACAUAUGCUACUAUUGUUGACCGAUAUCUACUGAAAGGGGAUACUGAUCUGUAAACGUAAACAUCAUUCCUGAUAUAUUGCCAGGACUGUAAGAUACUUCGAUAUUUACAUACUUUUCACAGAUUAAAAUUGUCUUCCAAGUGAAAAUAGAAUAACUUGUUAUGGAACCUUUAACUCAGUUGGUGUUUUUCGUCAACGGCCAGAAAAUUGAGGAAAAUAAUGCUGACCCGGAAGAGACGCUGCUGCAAUAUUUACGCAACCGCCUUCAUCUGACUGGUUCGAAGCUCGGGUGCGGAGAAGGAGGAUGUGGCGCCUGCACGGUGAUGGUAUCCAGAUAUGACCAACACAGAGACCAGAUUAUUCACCUAUCAGUUAAUGCUUGUCUGGCACCGAUCUGUUCUCUACACGGCAUGGCGGUCACCACGGUGGAGGGGAUUGGUAGCACCAAGACCAGGCUACAUCCAGUUCAGGAACAACUGGCCAAUGCUCAUGGUACUCAGUGUGGAUUCUGUACCCCGGGAAUCGUCAUGUCCAUGUACACCCUUCUGAGAAACAAUCCCAGACCUACACAGAAAGAGAUGGAGUCGUACUUCGAUGGAAAUCUUUGUAGGUGUACAGGUUACAGACCUAUACUACAAGGAUUCCAAUCUUUCACAAAGGAUGCUUGUCCAAUGGGCGUGAACUGCUGUAUGAACAAGAACAAUGGCAGUGAGCAGGCAACAAAUAACACAGAUGGAAUGGUGAAUGGUGUAGCUAAUGGAGAUGCUGAAACUCGUCUGCUGUAUGAUCCAUCACAGGAACCAAUUUUCCCUCCCGAACUGAAGGUCAACGCACACCUCUACAAUACAUCUUUGAAAUUCGGCAAUCCUUCAAGCACAUGGUUUAGACCGACAUCCCUGGAUGAACUGAUGGAUCUGAAGAAGCUCUACCCUAAUGCUAGACUGGUUGUGGGAAACACCGAACUCGGAAUAGAGAAAAAGUUUAAGAGAGGACAGUUCCCAGUUCUGAUAUGUACAACACACAUUGAAGCACUGAAUGAAGUACGGCUAGACGAACACGGUUUAGUGAUUGGUGCGUCCGUCACUCUGUCCCGGAUACAAGAAGCCAUGCAGAGUGCAGUUGACAGUUUGCCAGAAUGGAAAACUCGUAUAUUUGCUGCUUUCUUGGACAUGCUACAGUGGUUUGGCAGUCACCAGAUCCGAAAUGUUGCAGCAAUAGGUGGAAACAUAAUGACUGCCAGCCCAAUUUCUGAUCUGAUUCCUUUACUAAUGGCAGCUGGAGCUGAACUGUAUGUGAUGUCAAAGGAGGACAAGCCCAGGUAUGUGAAAAUGGAUCAUACAUUCUUGAAAGGGUAUAGGAAAACAGAUUUGAAUCCAGAAGAAAUCUUGAUAUCAGUGAAAGUUCCAUGUAGUAAUGAGCAAGAACACUUUUAUGGCUAUAAAGUAGCCAACAGAAAGGAUGAUGACAUAUCUAUUGUUAGUGCUGGUUUGGACGUGCAGUUUCAGAAGGGAACAGAUGUGAUUGAGAACAUCUCCUGUGCCUAUGGCGGCAUGGCACCCACAACUGUCAUGGCACUCAAAACAAUGACAGCUCUUGUUGGAAGUCACUGGGAUGAGUCAAUGCUUGGCAAGGCAUGUAAUGAGUUGGCAGCAGACUUGCCACUUUCCCCUGGUGCUCCUGGUGGAAUGGCGGAGUUUCGUAAAACAUUGACAACAAGCUUCUUCUUUAAGUUUUUCAUCACUGUCAAGACAAAACUUAUCCAGGAAGGGAUAAUAACUGAGGUGUUGUCACCUGAGAAAAGCAUCGUUUCUCUCGGUCCAAGAGCAUGUACAAAGGGAAUACAAGUGUUUGAGGAGCACACUAAAGAAUCUCCAGUAGAUAUCGUUGGUCAUCCUGUCGCUCACAAUUCUGCACAACAACAAACAACUGGAGAAGCAGUGUACGUUGACGACAUGAAAAAACUACAAGGUGAACUGAACAUAGCAUUUGUAUUGAGCACCAAAGCUCGGGCCAAGAUUCUUAGGGUUGAUACAAAUGAUGCCUUACAAAUGCAAGGGGUGAAGGAUUAUGUUUGUUACAAAGAUGUUCCUGGAAAAAACUCAUUUGGAGUGUGGCCAAAGGAAGAAGAGGAAAUCUUUGCAAGCAACGAGGUUUAUUGUCAUGGACAAAUUAUUGGUUGUAUCGUGGCUGACACAAAAGAGAAUGCACAGAAGGCGGCGAAAAGGGUCAACGUUGAGUAUCAAGAAAUGAAACCCAUCAUAACUAUUGAGGAGGCUAUUUCAAACAACUCGUUCGAUGGUGAGUCAAAUACUAUGGGACGAGGUGACACAGAGGCAGGUUUCGCCAAGUCCGACCACGUGAUUGAGGGGGAAGUACGAGUAGGUGCUCAGGAACAUUUUUACCUGGAGACGAUUACACACAGAGUGAUUCCAAAUAAUGAAGAUGGCUGUGUGGAGCUUUACUCAGGCACACAGGUACCCCGUGAUCUACAGCUUUAUGUAGCAAGAACUUUGGGUAUUAAGGCUAAUCGUGUUGUUGUAAAAGUGAAGAGGACUGGAGGAGGAUUUGGUGGAAAGGAGAUACGGCCAGUAGCAACUGCCUUGCCAGCAGCAGUAGCAGCUGUGAAACUGAACUGCCCAAUACGUACGGAUUUGGAUAGGGAUGAAGAUAUGAUUAUUACUGGAACAAGAAAUCCAUUCCUUGGAAGAUACAAAGUGGGAUUCACAUCUGAGGGCAAGAUUCUUUCUCUAGAUGUUCAUUUCUACUUGAAUUCUGGAAGGGCUGUGGAGCUAACUCAGUCAGUGUUAAUGAGGGCUGUUACUCAUUGUGAUAAUUCUUAUGACAUUCCAAACCUGAAGGUGACUGGACGCCUUUGCAAGACAAACAUAUCAACAAACACAGCAUUCCGGGGAUUCGGUGGACCACAGUCUAAUUUCAUUGCAGAGACUUGGAUAAGCCAUGUUGCAGAUUUCUUGGGAAAACCACACAAAGAGAUUCGAGAACUCAACAUGUACAAAGAAAAUGGCAUGAAAUUCUACAAACAGUCAAUUGAAGGAUGCAACCUGACACGAGUAUGGCAAGAGGUGCAAGAGAAAUCUAAUUACGAAUCAAGGAGAAAGGUGGUGGAUGAGUUCAACAGGAACAGCAGGUGGGUAAAGCGUGGUCUGGGGCUCAUACCCAUCUUAUAUGGAAUUGCCUUUGGAUAUACUACCAAUUUUUUUAAUCAGGGUGGUGCACUGGUCCACAUCUAUCUGGAUGGGUCGGUUCUCGUGACACAUGGAGGCAUUGAAAUGGGACAAGGCCUGCAUAUAAAAAUGAUACAGAUUGCAUGCCAGGUACUAAAGGUUCCUCGUGACAAAGUGUUCCUUAAUGAGACCAGCACAGACAAGGUUCCAAAUGCAUCCCCUACAGCUGGCAGCAGUGCUACAGACCUCAAUGGUGGUGCUAUGAAGAAUGCCUGUGAGAUUCUGUAUAAACGUCUUGAACCUUACAUGAAAGCCAACCCACAGGGAACAUGGGAAAGCUGGGUAAGUGCAGCAUACAUGGACUGCGUUCAGCUAUCAACGACAGGGUUUUUCAAUCGCACACUUAAAUGGGACAAAGAAAAUGGUGGAACCUUUUACCCAUAUUUCGUGUGUGGAGCAGCUGUUAGUGAAGUGGAAAUCGACUGUCUGACUGGAGAACAUGAGGUUCUUCGUACUGACAUUGUGAUGGAUGUUGGAAGGAGUCUGAAUCCUGCAGUUGAUAUUGGUCAGAUUGAAGGAGCUUUCACACAGGGAUAUGGGUUGUUUUGUUUGGAACAUUACAAAAUCAACCCAGAAGGAGUUCUUCUGACACAAGGUCCGAGUACUUACAAAAUUCCAUCAUUCAGGAAUGUUCCCGUGGAGAUGAACGUCCAUCUUCUGAAAGGAAGUCGCAAUGAGGAAACAGUUUUCUCUUCUAAGGGAAUUGGUGAACCUCCACUGUUCUUGGGGUCGUCAGUUUUCUUUGCCAUCAAAGAUGCCAUAGCGUCUGCCCGUGCUGAUGAGGGAAUAACUGGCUACUUUAGGAUUGACAGUCCAGCCACACCAGACAAAAUCCGAAUGGCAUGUCAAGACAGGUUUUCUAAACAGUUUCCAGCUGCAGAGAAAGGUUCUUUUAAACCGUGGUUUGUGGACCUGUAAGACAGCAAUGAUCAGCAUGAGGCACACACAUAGAAACAGCACUACUGACUAGUUUUCAACAUGGCGUAUUCUUGUAAAUGUGCCAUGUGAAGAUUACCUUUCAAUUUGUAACCAGAUAGCGUUAUUAGUUUUUAUUUUGCUUAUACAAUAAAUGAGGAUUUGACAUAUUUUUUAUGCGGCAUUGCACAGAGACACUACAAGUUUCUUUUCUUUUUUGCUUUUAGUUUUAGCCAGAACAUUUAUUACAAUUGUGUUUUAGCCAGAGAUUAUAUUAUAAAUUUUCAUGUACUGGUGUCUAGAUUUUGACUGGGCCUACCAGAUGGAAUUGGGAACCAAAUAUCAUUAUUAGUUUUGGUUUUUCUCAUAUAACCAGACGUUGGCUGAUUAAUACAAAUAAUUUCUUGAUACCGGUAACUUCACCUUCAAAACUAGAAUCUUGUUUUUUGUUUAUAAGAUUGACCAUAUGUGUUAAACUACUCACCUGUAAUACACCUAGAUAAUAUAAAAUUUAAAACGUGUGUAGUAGAAUAUUUAACCAGGUGCUUUGACUAGGAAAGCUGGUCUUAACCACAAGCCAGUUCAAUAACAAGGAAAUGGUUUAACGUGCACGUUCAGAGCAAGCUGUUGCAGUGCACACCUGUCGUGGGUGCAAGUUCGGACGUGUGCCAGAUCCUUCGCUCAGCAGUUUUCAUUCGUUGUUAUGCUCUGUAUUACUCAAAACAACUGCUACCUCUACCUCAGACAGACCCUUGUUAACAGUUUGUGUGUAUAUGUCCAAGACAAAUUAUUAUUUUUAAUUCACAUUUUUAUUUGAUUGGCAACGGGUAAUUUCUGCUUUAAAUGGCUUGCCUCUUUACAGGGUAUAGGCGUCGGUAGAUAAUAGUAGCUAAUGCGGGGAAGCAAUUUAUUCAGGGAAUACUGAAUGUGGAUUUCUGGACCGAAUUUACAAAUCCUGUUUAUGUCUUACACGUGUGUAACUACAUACAUAUACAAUGUUUAAACACAUGCAUUUACGAAAAACAGGCUUCGUAAAGUUGGCCCCCCAUGUCUGAGGUGUGUGCACAUACAUUGUAUGAUGUGUUUUUAAUGGAUAAUAUAGAAUUGCUGAAAUAUUUGUUUACUUAUUGCAAAAAGAAACCUGUAAAGGAAUAGACUGGUUGUGGUAUUUGUAUUAAAAACACUAUCAUAUAUUACUGACUACAGCUUGUAGGAAUAUAUGUAAUAGCUCAUUCGGUUGAAUGUUAUACUCUUUUACAAAAGGUUAUUAAUAAAUAGUGUCUAUUGAAAAA
Molecule: messenger RNA, 5486 nt
Organism: Gigantopelta aegis
Lineage: Eukaryota; Metazoa; Mollusca; Gastropoda; Neomphalida; Peltospiridae
Product: xanthine dehydrogenase/oxidase-like
Exons: 35
Coding region: 196-4197 (1333 amino acids)
Molecular function (GO): 2 iron, 2 sulfur cluster binding; iron ion binding; xanthine dehydrogenase activity
Source: RefSeq, a predicted model, not a curated record